This is a messenger RNA of Diaporthe amygdali, 2598 nucleotides long. RefSeq lists its product as uncharacterized. The transcript is spliced from 2 exons. The record is from RefSeq and is a predicted model, not a curated record. The coding region runs from base 1 to 2598 and encodes 865 amino acids. NCBI's taxonomy places the organism in Eukaryota, Fungi, Ascomycota, Sordariomycetes, Diaporthales, Diaporthaceae.
AUGCCUCAUGGCUCUUCCGGACCGCCACCAAUACCAACAUCUAACAUCACCAAUAUUGAUAUCGCCUCGCCGCCGCAACACUCCCCCCUGGCGGUUCAGAGGUUCAACUCACCCAUCGAACACGACGCUACCAUGAAGAAGACCAAAGUCUUCGGCCCGGCCUCCCCUACCACCGCCCGGCCAAGAACCGGCCACCAGAGUAUCCGGGGCCUGAGAAUAUCAGGUCCAAUUCCUAUGACAAACCCCAUAGAGGACGAUGAAUUCCCAAUAAGGAACCCAGGGACCGGCAUCGCAAGUGCAACACCGCUGGACAGUGACCCUAUCCCGCCGCCGCCGCCACCACAGGCAAUUCCGACCCUCGCCUCACCCGUGACACAGGCCUUCUCUCCUGUCGCACAGUCAGCGCCGAUUCGUGCGGACAUAGUUGAUGUUCCACAGACUGUUCCGGAGCACCCCGGCUCGCCGUCGCCACACCCGUACUCCCAACAGCUCGGGUCUUCCGGGCCAAGCCCCGAGGGCGGCGCCUCUUCCGGCGCAUCGGCCGCCAGGAGCUCUCCGGCACGGUAUCAGCGAACCAAUCCAUCCACCACCACCCGUUUCUCGACCAUAAGCGCCAACUCCGGAAAGACGGGCGACACGUCUCACGAUGUCUCAAACAGUCCACCGCAGCGCAAGAAGUCUACGCUGCGCUCCGCGCUCAGCAAAUUUCUGAGGCGGAAAAAGAAGGAGGGCAGCCUGAGCUCUGUCAGCGAGACCGAUCGACAGUCUGCCCUCGGUGGGCCUUCACAGCAUCGCAGUGUUCCGCCAGCUGCAAGACUCGAUUCUGCGCAGCAGAAUGAGCCAGCUAAGCGUGUGGCGUCCAUGCCUGUUAACGAGUUCGACCGGGCUCUCCGAUCACACUCGAUAGGUCCAGAUGACAUUACGGCCAUAGAAAGCGCGCGUAAUUCCUUGUCGUUCGAUGCUCUAGGCUCAUCGCCAAAUCGUAGACGAGCCGCGACCGCGACCAACAGCAAGCUGUUCCUCAUGAUGGCUCCCGGCCCACGGAGUCGAGGAGAGGAAUGGGCGGGCUUGUCGCCUCGGCCAGCAAGCACACAUGCGCGCGGGAGUCGCUUUACUGAGGACGAUCCUGAGGAGAUCGGUCGGGCGCUUACCAGUGACACUGGCGGCGAGAGUGGGCACAAGCGACGCUCGCGGUCUUUGUCGCAGCUUUACGAGGUUGCACAGGAGCAGAAGGAUGCUAGACGCCGCAGUCGCAGCGAUGAAAUCCGUUUCUGGAGGGAAAGCUAUGAUGUUCCAGGACCACUGUCACCACUCUCAUCGAACCCGAACGAGAACGAGACAGAUAUUGGCAACGAAGACCAGUACGAGCAUGGCCGGGCAUCCAUGAGCGUGGCGGAGUCGCAAAUGGGUGACAAGGUGCCAAAGACACCACCGCAGCCCUUCAAUUUCGGAACAUUGUCUUCCAUGAACGAGAUGGCGGGGAUGAAAAUUACGCAAGCCGCAACUCUCGACGAGAGAUUCGGUUGCCUUGAAAACCGCGUGUACAGGCUAGAGCGAGUAGUGAGCCAACUGUGCCACUCGGUCCCAGGGUUCAAGAGUCCUCUCAUGGAAGUCAAUAACGGAGCCGGGAGUCGCGGCGGACGACAACGGUCAGGCUCUGGGGCCGCGUCUGGAUCUGGGCUACACCAAGUACCCGUCAACAAUCCGACUUACGCUUACAGCAACGUCGUGCCACCCAUGAUACCCUCUAUUUACCAGACCGGCAGCCGCGAUGCUGGCUUGGCACCAUCUUCCCGCCGAUCGGUAGACACCACGGACGACAACACUUCCCAUAUGUCCUUUGGUGAAGGGCGGACUUACAUCGACUCCCUGCACCCUCCUUCCUCUUCUGCGACACAGAACCAAUCCGCCACUGGCGUCCCACCGCCUCAGGCCCCCGCGCUUCUAAGGCCAACAUCAGAGUCCACUGUCCGUCCGGCCACCAGCAUGCCAUCACUGGGGCCCCGAGCGUCCCAAUCCAGCAGCGAGGAUUAUCCGCAAAACAGCGCUGCUCUCGUUGCGCAGCUCGAGAACGAGCGGGCCGCCCGAUACGCCCUCGAGGAACAGGUGCGCAAGCUAUCGGAGCGUAUGAACAACCUCUCAUCCACGAUGUUCGCGAUGGUGCGAGACCCAGCAAAGUCAAAGUCGAGCGAGCGCCUGAGGCCACAGACAGCGACAUCGGCCGUCGCAUCCACCAACGCGGCGCAUCUGGCGCCCAUUUCGGUCAACACGACCAAGGCCGCCCCCACCGUCGACCCGUCCAGCAAGGCGCAGAGCAUCUUCGGCAAGGACAGCCGUUUCAGCAGCGUUACCAACUCACCCGUGGUGGAGGUUGCCGACGACGAGUUCUCCGAGGCAUUCCAGACGCCUAGGGAGGAGCCCGGCGCGACGCCGGGGCUGCAGCAGUACGAGCCCUUCGGCGGCGUCGACGAGUUCGGUGGCAUCGCGCAGUAUCCCGAGGAGGACGAGGACGAGGCUGACCUGAAGAGGAAGAAGGCUGCUAGGACGUUGAGCUUGAGCCAGUUGACCAUGGGCAAGGGGCUGCCGACGAGGAUUUAA